Molecule: messenger RNA, 3334 nt
Organism: Archocentrus centrarchus (flier cichlid)
Lineage: Eukaryota; Metazoa; Chordata; Actinopteri; Cichliformes; Cichlidae
Gene: insyn1
Product: inhibitory synaptic factor 1
Exons: 3
Coding region: 2250-3212 (320 amino acids)
Biological process (GO): inhibitory postsynaptic potential
Cellular component (GO): postsynaptic density
Source: RefSeq, a predicted model, not a curated record
UCAGCUUCCCUUCAUCCGGCAGUCAGCGAGGACAGAGUGAGGGCGUAGGGGCAGAGAGACAGGGAUGGAGAAAGAGUGACAGAAAGAGGAGGAAGUGUGAGAGAGAGAGAUAGAGAGACAAACCAGGCCGAUAGACAAAGAGGGAGAGGCUGUCAUAAGAAUCACACAGCUCCUUUUUCACAGUAGCAGCUCAGUUGAUCUGUCUGCUGCCUCCCGAUGCAGACGAACGCUGAAGGGGAUGACGGGUGGUGUGUUACGGAAGCAUAGCUAUCUGAGUGAUGGUUGCGGCCGCAGUGGCAUCACAAUCCGAAGCAGGAGCUCUUCUUGCCACUCUGGCUCUUAGUCAUCUUCAGCCUCCUCUCUCCUUUCUCAGAGUGCUAUCAGGGCCAUUCAUCGUUCCCAUCUCAUGCCUCCUGCCUCCUCCUCCUCCUCUUCCUCCUCCUCCACAGCUUCAUCCUCCACUUCUACUCCUCCUCUGAUGAGCCACAGCCUCAGAGUGAAAUAACCCUGCUGAUAGAAGCUUCUCCCUCUGUCAAGACAGUAAGUACGGGAGGGGGGGGGGAGAACUCCGCGUGUGUAAGGGAGAGAGGGAGUGUGUCUGUGUGCGUAAGACAGAGAGGAAAAGAGAGGGAGUGAGAACGCGAAGGAGGAGAGAAGAGAAGAUGUUGGUGUGUGCGACAGAGGGACUUCUAAAGAACCAGCAGGUUGUGUGUAGCUUCAGUGAUUCUGCUGUGCCUGGACAGUAAGCUCUGGGCAUAGCAACAGCAAAGUGAUGCACAGAAAAGGUGCCAUGUGUGAUUGGCCAGCAUACCCUGUGGCAGUGGCAUCGCCCUGGAUUUGGCGAGAAGCUCUCCCCCCUGCUUGUUCUCUGGGGCUCCUUUGGGAAGCUUUCAUGGGAUUUAUCUUGUCCUGCUGGAUGGCACGAAGCUCUCUGCCUCUCUGAAAAGAGUCCACAGAGAAAACAUACAUUACACGGAUAAGAAGUAAAAUAAUUAUCCAAUCACAGCACAAGCAGGGAGACUGGGUUCCCUUAGCAACAACUGAAGGAGACGAGAGAAUCCUUUUCUCUUUCUGCUCCUUUGGUUUUUGGGCACACCCCUGUGGACUGCUGUGGGUCAUUCUUUUGCGAGAGGACUUCAAAAGCAUUUUUACAUAAGACAAGCUAUCGCCCAAGUUCCAGAGGAAGGUGCUCAUUUGCCUUCAAGUCAGCUUGUUACUGUGUCUCAUUGGCACAAUGAGCCUUUUGUUAUGCCUCCACAAAUUCGUAUCACAAGUCACAUUGCACUGGCUUAGAAAUCAAUUCAUUCUGAUCCCACACCACCUGGAAUGAGCCCUGCAUUUCGGGGGAGAUUUAACACUCUGAAAAGACCCACUCCUACAUUUCUCUCUGUCAUGGACAAGAAAUGAAGGACAACAUGAUUAGGUCAUCAUCUGCAAAGAAAAUGGAUGUGAAGCAGAGAUUAUUUUGAUGUGAGUUUCUACUGAGAGUCUUGUUCUUUUUUUCUUGGAGGAGGUAACACCACACUUGAGAGAGGAAUAUUCCCUUUUUAAACAGGAGCUGUCCUUUCUGUCUUUUAAACAGUAGCUCUCACUCAUGGACUAUAUUUAGAAGGCAAAUCUUGGCCCGCCACCAAUAAAAUAGAACACGAUCAUUUUGAAAAUUGAACUAGUGCUGGGAGUUUUAUUUUUUUAUCCGAAAAGGUUGUCAUGAACCCUUUUUCUGUUUUCACUUUUGUAUGUUAGCCAGCCAUCAUGCCACUGUGUUUCACACAUAAAAAAGAGUGUUCAGGUCAAGUGGAAGAAAGAGAAAGUCGUUUCCCUGUAUAGACAGGCAUUUUAAAUAGCAUCUCCUUGGGAACAAUUUCAAAUAUAUACACUGACACAUGAAAUGAGUUGGCUCAAAGUGAUUAUGUAAGAGUUUCAUAGCAGCUUUAGCCCGUGAAUUUUUCCUCUUCUUUUUCGAUGGAUUUACAGCAUUUGACUUUUCCCAUGCUCCUAUUCUCUUCAUUUUUGGAAGUGUCUACCAGAAGGCAUGGAUGCCAGAGUGUGACCCUGUGCCGAGAGUGCUGGCGAGGCAAGGUGUUUUGGCUGCCGAGGUGCUUUUAAGAUGUUGAGGUCUCCCUGCGUGGCCGGGGCCCCUGUUCGGAUCAGUAGCACUGAGGCUCCUUGUAGCCAAAGACAUGGACCCCGACUCGGCUCCCCCACGCCCUCAGCCUGUUGGCCACUGGCUCCACGUCACCCUGUAAAGGAUGUCCCUCAGCAGAGCUCCGGCCCGGGACACCUCUGAGACCCCCAGCCCGAGAGAACGCAUCCGCAGCCACAUGAAGAUGGUGAUUGACCAGCUGGAAGGAAUUCUCAAAGAGCUCAAGGAUGUGGCCAAGGAACUCCGGGAGGUGGUGGGUCAAAUCGAUAAACUAACGUCUGACUUUGACUUUGACCUGGAGCCAGAUGACUGGACCGUGGCCACAGCCAGCAGCACGUCCAGCAGUGAGCGGGGCUUGGGAGAGGCCUUCAGAUUGGACUUCCUCAAUGCAGAUGUCCUUUCUGACAGCUGGGAGUUCUGCAGUUACCUGGAGGCUGCUGGUGCAGCUGCCCGCAGGUCUAGCGGACAACCAGGAGAUCCACAACAGGAGCUGGGCCAUGGGACCAUCCUCACCCAAACGCAGACCCCCACCCCACCCCCCACCACUGCCUCUGUCUACUCUCAGAUGAAUGGUGGGCUGCCUAUCCCUAAUGGGCCACGCAUUAUUACUCCAGAUUCAUCCAGUGAGGAGGCCAGCAGCUCCACGCACAGCCACAAGACUUCCCGUACCUCUGGCACAAGAGAAAGAGUCCGCUUCAGUGACAAAAUUCUGUACCAUGCAUUGUGCUGUGACGAUGAUGAAGAGGAGGAGCAAGAGGAGUUACAAGAGGAUAAGAGUGGCUGUGCUACACCAGAUAGCGAUACUGAGCCCAGCCUCCUGCCCAGCUCGGUUGCCCCCAAACGUUCAUCCUCUGAGCACUCACUCCUCCAUAACUGUCUGGACCCUUCUUAUGUCUCCUCACCUGUGAAGGGGACAACAGCAGCUCACACACUACCCAGGAAAGGCCUCUUGAACCCUGGCUGCCGCAAAAAACUGUUACGAAAUAGCAGCACACAAACUGUCUCUGACAAGAGCACCCAAACUGUACUGCCCUAUAUUCCAACCAAACAGAAAACAAAGGACCACUGAGAAAGCCCGAAGUUUAUCAUAAAUCUCAUGAAGGACUGUGCAUUAUUUAAUAUUAAAUACAUAGCUCAUAGAUUAAUACACAAAUAAAUUAAUUACUAAAUAAAUAAAUGAUAUAUGGGAAA